Messenger RNA from Ochlerotatus camptorhynchus, 2925 nucleotides. RefSeq lists its product as uncharacterized. Gene Ontology annotation, molecular function: nucleic acid binding. Gene Ontology annotation, biological process: DNA integration. The transcript has a single exon. The record is from RefSeq and is a predicted model, not a curated record. Bases 1 to 2925 code for a protein of 974 amino acids. NCBI's taxonomy places the organism in Eukaryota, Metazoa, Arthropoda, Insecta, Diptera, Culicidae.
AUGGAGAAUGCUGGGGUUUCUGCUCCGUGCAACAAACUCGAGUCCGAAGAGGAUAAGCGGGCAAUCCAAAUCCUGCAAGAAUCAACACGUCGCACGAGAGAAGUAUCUCGUUUUGAGACGGGGUUGUUGUGGAAGUUUGACGAUCCUGACUUCACUGGCAGUUAUCCGAUGGCAGUUCGCCGUCUGGAGUCAUUAGAACGGAAAUUUGAAGCGAAUCCAUGUUUGGCGGAGCAAGUACGCAACCAGAUAGCUGACUACGAGCGCAAAGGCUAUGCGCACAAGGCCUCUCUUACGGAGCUGACGUCCAUACCGGCAAACCGGGUGUGGUACCUACCUUUAGGAGUCGUAACCAGUCUGAAGAAACCUGGCAAGAUCAGAUUAAUCUGGGAUGCAGCAGCAAAAAUAGGUGAAGCUUCGUUCAACUCCAAACUUCUGGAAGGACCGGACCUGUUAACGCCACUUCCGAAGGUUCUAUGCCAAUUCCGGCAGUUUCCAGUGGCAGUGUCUGGAGAUCUGAUGGAGACGUUCCACCAAUUAGGAAUCCGGUAUCCGGACUGCUUAUCUCAGCGAUUUGUGUUCCGCGAUAGACCUUCCGACUACCCGCAAGUCUAUAUCAUGGACGUAGCCACGUUUGGAUCGACUUGUUCUCCAGCGUCGGCACUAUAUGUGAAGAAUCUGAAUGCCCAAGAAUUCUCCAACAAAUUUCCCCGUGCUGCUGAAACCAUAAUCAAUAAGCACUACGUCGACGAUUAUCUAGAUAGCUUUCGAACAGUCCAAGAAGCGAUAGAUGUGGUGAAUGAGGUGAAGAUGGUGCAUUCGAUGGGAGGAUUCACGCUACGACACUUCCUAUCCAAUGAAGUGGAUGUUCUGCGUGGGAUCGGUGAAGUUGCAGCAGAUGAAAGCAAGAAUUUAUUACUGGAGAGAGGAGGAUAUGUCGAAUCAGUGCUUGGCAUGCAAUGGUUGCCAGAAGACGAUGUUUUCACCUAUUCCUUCGUUAUGAGAGAUGAUCUUCAACCAAUCUUGGAAGACAGACAUGUCCCUACGAAGCGCGAAGUAGUUAAAGUGGUGAUGACCUUGUUCGAUCCACUAGGACUUAUUUCGUUUUUCCUCGUUCAUGGAAAAAUCCUGAUUCAGGAUAUUUGGGCCAGAGGUACAGAUUGGGACGUUACCAUUCCCAACGACCUGUACGAACGCUGGCGUACCUGGACGAGCCUUUUUCCGACGCUGGAUCUGCUUCGUAUUCCGAGAUGUUACUUCCGGUCAACGCUUCCGGAAAAUGUUGAUGGCCUGGAGAUUCAUAUGUUCUGCGAUGCCAGCGAAGCAGCGUUCUCAUGUGCCGCUUACUUUCGCGCAGAAAUAGAUGGAGAAAUACAAGUGGCGUUCAUCGGUUCUAAAACAAAGGUCGCUCCACUCAAAACCCUAUCCAUUCCUCGACUUGAACUAAACGCCGCCGUGCUUGGGACCCGUCUGUUGGAGACUCUUCAGAACCAUCAUAGCAUACCGGUGUCUCGCAGGUUUCUCUGGAGCGAUUCGAGUACCGUAUUGUCAUGGAUUCGUUCCGACCAUCGCCGGUACCAUAAGUUCGUAGCCUUCCGUAUCGGAGAAAUCUUGAUGUCUACAAAUCCGUCGGAGUGGAGAUGGGUUCCCACCAAACUUAACGUUGCCGAUCAAGCAACGAAAUGGAACAACGGACCAUUGCUUUCGUUAGAGAAUCCCUGGUUUCGAGGGCCGAGUUUCCUUUUCGAACCAGAGAAAUUAUGGCCAAAACAGCAUCCUUCAACGCCGACGAAAGAAGAACUUCGCCCUGCUACCACGCUCUUGAGUCACCUCACACCGCAGGUGGGUAUCCCGCUUGAAGUUCCUCGAUUCAACUCAUGGACAAAGCUUCAACGAACCGUGGCCUUUGUUUUGCGCUACGUGGACAACUGUUGCCGUAAGAAACACCAAGAAUGUCUGCGCCUAGAUGUCCUCACCCAAGAGGAGCUAAAACGGGCCGAAGAACUUCUGUGGAAGAUCGCUCAGAAGGAAACAUUUGCGGAAGAAAUUUCUAUCCUCGCCGAGCCACAGGGUCCUCCUGAGAAACGACAUCGUAUUGUGCACAAAUCCAGCCCAAUUUACAAGACAUGGCCCUUUAUGGAUGAUCAUGGGAUCGUGAGGAUGCGUGGCAGAAUAGGUGCCGCUCCUUAUGUCCCAACCGAAGCUAAGUUUCCAACGAUUUUGUCGAAAAACCACCCAAUAACAUUCCUAAUCGUAGAUUGGUUCCAUCGCCGCUUCAACCAUGCCAAUCGAGAGACCAUCGUCAACGAGAUCCGCCAACGAUUCGAGAUUUUUAAGCUUAGAUCGCUGGUGGAGAAAGUCUCAAAAAAUUGCGUCUGGUGUCGUGUUUUCAAAGCUGCUCCAAGACCUCCAGCAAUGGCCCCACUACCAAAGAUACGCCUCACUUCAUUCGUUCGACCCUUUUCAUUCGUCGGACUUGACUACUUUGGGCCAGUCUACGUUAGAGUCGGUCGAAGUCUCGCUAAACGAUGGAUUGCCCUGUUCACUUGCCUGACGGUAAGAGCAGUGCACAUGGAGGUGGUGCAUCCUCUGAGCACGGAAUCCUGCAUCAUGGCAGUGCGUCGCUUCGUGUCUCGCCGGGGUCCGCCCAGAGAAUUCUAUUCUGACAAUGGGACGUGCUUCCAAGGUGCAAGUCGGGAGCUCAAAGCAGAAAUCGAGAAUCGAAAUGAAGCCCUAGCGCUUACUUUCACGAGCGCGGAAACCAGCUGGAAAUUCAUCCCACCUGCUGCGCCCCAUAUGGAAGGCGUAUGGGAACGACUAGUUCGGUCGGUUAAGGUGGCAACUGGGGCAGUUUUGGAUGCCGCUCGUAAGCCCGAUGACGAAGCUCUGGAGACCGUGAUCCUAGAAGCCGAGGCGAGUAUACUAUAG